Aureobasidium subglaciale EXF-2481 is the source of this 1041-nucleotide messenger RNA. RefSeq lists its product as uncharacterized. The record is from RefSeq and is a predicted model, not a curated record. NCBI's taxonomy places the organism in Eukaryota, Fungi, Ascomycota, Dothideomycetes, Dothideales, Saccotheciaceae. Gene Ontology annotation, cellular component: cytoplasm; nucleus. Bases 1 to 1041 code for a protein of 346 amino acids. Gene Ontology annotation, molecular function: protein serine/threonine kinase activity; ATP binding. The transcript has a single exon. Gene Ontology annotation, biological process: protein phosphorylation; mitotic DNA damage checkpoint signaling.
AUGUCGCCAGCUGCCCAGUUCCUCAAUGGCUGGGGUAGUAGUUCAAUUGCUGCCGAGCCCAAACCCGACGACGAGGGCCAACCCAUUGGUAUCAACAAUGAGUAUGUUGUCGGUCGUCAGAUCGGUGCAGGGGGCUUCAGUGUAGUCAAAGAAGUUAUUGGCAUGGACAACGAUGGUCGCAGAACCAAACGUGCUGUCAAGAUCGUCCGCAAGUCUGUCGCUAACGCUAGCGAGGCCGAGAAUGACAAGGCUCAGCAAGCUGUCGACUACGAGAUCGGAAUUUGGCGCUAUUUGAACCACCCCUACAUCUUGCAGUUGCACACCAGCUUCAUCACUGAUUUCGCGACUUUCUGUAUCAUGGAUUUGGUUGAGAGCGGUUCUCUAUACGAUCUGCUCAACGAACUUCGAAACAACGGUCAGAUGGGCUUGAGACCUGAGCUCGCCAGAACCUAUGCCCACCAGCUCGCCUCGGCUUUGAGAUACAUGCAUGCGGAUGUCAGACUAGUCCAUCGUGACGUCAAGCUCGAAAAUUGCCUGGUCCAGAUCGGCCCCCAAGAUGAUUGCGGUAGCAUGAAGCUUUGUGACUUUGGCCUGGCUAGCUUCGUCGACGGCGACUCGGGUAUGGCUGAUAGUAUUCGCUCGCUCGACUCCGAUGAUAACAAGGACCCUGCCGGCACUCUAGAAUACCUCGCACCUGAGCUUCUCGGCGGCUCGACCAGAAAGGACUACUCGGCAGACAUCUGGGCUUUUGGUGUAUGUGUCUAUACCAUGGUGACUGGCAAACGUCCAUUUGCCCACACGAUCCAAUUCAAGCUAGUCGAACUGAUCGAAGCCGGUGACUGGAACAAAGACCUGGUAGAGACUUCACCCGCCGGUCAAGUCGCCUGUGAAGACAUUUGUGAUUUACUACACGGCUGUCUGAAUACUGAUCCAGACCUGAGAUGGACCAUUGCUGACGUGAUGGACUGCAAGUGGUUUCAAGGUCUUGUUGACGUUGCAGCCGAUUCUGACUGGGAGCACGUGAACAAUACCCAGGACUGA